Molecule: messenger RNA, 2059 nt
Organism: Pieris rapae (cabbage white)
Lineage: Eukaryota; Metazoa; Arthropoda; Insecta; Lepidoptera; Pieridae
Product: ras-related protein Rab-21
Exons: 5
Coding region: 287-916 (209 amino acids)
Biological process (GO): Rab protein signal transduction
Molecular function (GO): GTP binding; GTPase activity
Source: RefSeq, a predicted model, not a curated record
ACUCUUUGGUUAUAGGCCAUAGCCGACAUUUUGCUACUUAAUAACUUGAAUUGGUAUUUCCUGUUGUGUUCAGUUCAAGUGGAUAUAUGACAUUUACGCGACUCGCGAGUAUGAAGUAGCAUUUACAACGGAUUUUAUACUUAUCAUAACACAUUAAAGAAGUAUAAAAGACGCGUGGUGAACCCUAAUAAACUUCAAUUUUAUUCCACUCUGACUACUCAUCAAUUGAACUUUCAAAGAAUGAUAUUUAAUAUCUAACGUCGAUACUGAACAUUCCAGAUUAAAAAUGUCGUCAAAAAUCAGUGGAACUAAUAAUUUCAAGGUAGUAUUACUAGGCGAGGGUUGCGUCGGUAAGACGUCUAUAUUACUGCGAUAUAUUGAAGAUAAAUUUAACGAUAAACACUUAAGUACACUUCAGGCAACAUUUCUAAACAAAAAAUUGAACAUAAAUAAUAAGCGAAUAAAUCUAUCCAUAUGGGAUACCGCUGGGCAAGAACGCUUCCAUGCAUUGGGUCCAAUAUACUAUCGCCACUCCCAUGGUGCUGUUCUUGUAUAUGAUAUAACUGAUGACCACUCCUUUGCCAAGGUUCAAAACUGGGUUAAAGAGCUUAAGAAAAUGCUUGGUUCAGACAUUGUGCUUGUAAUAGCUGGAAACAAAAUAGACUUAGAACAUGAAAGAACAGUCUCUUUGGAGGAAGCUGAAAGAUACGCCGAGCUGGUAGGUGCCAAGCACUUCCACACUUCGGCUAAGCUGAACCGAGGAGUGGAGGAAUUGUUUUUGGAGCUCAGCCGUGCGAUGCUCGAGCGCAGCGAACGCGCUCCGACGACCCCUGUGCCCCGCGCUUUAGCACUUGCCGAAGAUGACGAAACGGCAUCUUCUUCCACCUGUUGCUGGACCACACCUUCGACCGGAUAGUUGUCUUAUUGUAUGUCGCUUGCGUAGCCCUGGACUGGUCAAGACAAUAACCGGCGAGAAAACUUUUAUAUCGUGUCUUAUCUCAUUUUAAUAUAAAAGUGAAAUCUGCUAAAUGCUUUACAAGUAUCAGGCAAGUGAUUUGUCAAAAUCAACCAAACGAAAAUAUUUUUUUUUAUUUUAACUUUUUUCUGAUAAAGUUCUGAAACAUUAUAUAAGUGAUAACGAAUAAAAAUAUUUUAAUAUUAGUAGCUUUAAAUAUGUAUAAUUACCUUGUUUAUUUUCUGUACAUAACACAGAACAGAUUUAUUCCAAUGUAAUUGUCUGUAAAGCUUAUAUAAUUAUAUUCGUGUUUCAGGACAAAUAAUUUUAAUACUGAUAUACACAAUAUUAUAUACUAUCUUUAAUUAGCUUUAGUGAUGCAAAAUUUUGUUUAUAAAUUAAAAAAAGCUCUGCAAAAUACUUAUAUUUCACAAAGGAGAAAAUUAAAUGCCACUUGAUAAAUACUAAUACGACAAUUUGGCUUAGGAAUACGCGUUGGAAGAAAUCACCGAGUUUCUGAUGUUCUUUUAUUUGAGCAAUGUCUGUUUCGGUGAAAAUUAUAUUUCCAAAAACAUUUAUGUCAAAAUAUCAUAUGCAUAUAAUAAUAUGUAAAAGAUUUCAGUAUUUAAGGUUACUUUUCAUUUCAAUCUUAAAGAAUUGAUUCGUUUCUAACUAAUAGAUGGCUAGGCCCUACCUACUUUUACAUUUAUGGCAUACAGAUCAAAAUUAUUAAUUCUCGCGUGUUUUUCAUACUUUAUAAAUGUAUAAUAAAAUGUAUAUAAUUAGUCUUAUAGUUGUUAUAACUUAUUAUUAGUCUAUAUUUUAUAAAAGAUUCGACUCGAUCGUAGACGACUGGAUGGAGAUCACUUCUCGGUCGAUGGGUCGACCGGAACUUUCUAUUGUGAUUAAAUAUACCUAUUUACAUAAUUCCAUUAUGAGUAAAUAUCUGGAAUAUUCAUUCUGUAAAUUUAUAAUUGCAAUGUUUCAAUCGAGGUUAGAAAAUUGUCACACGAAACAACCUAAACUUUAACAUAUUAAUUUAUCUAUUGAUCUUUGCAGUUCUGGACUCUUGUAAAAAUAUCUCCAUUAAAACCGCUAUUAUUA